This is a messenger RNA of Purpureocillium takamizusanense, 2183 nucleotides long. RefSeq lists its product as uncharacterized. Lineage: Eukaryota; Fungi; Ascomycota; Sordariomycetes; Hypocreales; Ophiocordycipitaceae. Bases 179 to 2122 code for a protein of 647 amino acids. The transcript is spliced from 3 exons. The record is from RefSeq and is a predicted model, not a curated record.
AAAGCGGCAGACAUCGCCGUAAAGAUCUGGCUGCCAAGCCUGCCGUUGCAGACUCCCCAUCUCAAGUUGGUACCUAUGACAGAGGCUUGUGCCAUUUCUCCCGGAUAUCUCUUGCCUCAUCUGUUUCGCCACGUGCACCACGCUCUGCACACACAUCGUACGGCCGCCCCUCGCCGUCAUGGAGGAGGCGCAACCGAUGGCCGGUCCGGCUGCAAACCCAGCUGGCGAGGCAAGCUCGAGCAGCGAAAUACCCACCAUUGUGAACAUUCACGAGCUCCUUAGGACAAAAGAUGACACCAAGCGCUUCGUGGGGCUCGCCAUGCUCAAGUCGGUCCUCGACAACUCGCCACAGCUCCGCGAGGACCAUCAACUUGUCCAGGCGCUCUGGUCCAGCAUCUCGGCAAAGUUCCUCGACAGGCUCCUGAAGACAGGCUCAAAAUCCUCAUCCAGUAACCACACUGCCAGGAACAUGCUGGAUCUGGCUGUCUCGGUGCUGCACACCUUCAUUGCUCUCUUGCCACAAGAGUCCAGGGGCGAAGCAAAGUUGACGGGCAGGAUACCUGGGCUGGUCAACGCGCUGCUAUACAGCUCCGACGAGACGACGAACCAGGUUCUCCAGGUUCUUCACACCUUGGUCAGCACUCAGGGCGGGGCGCAUGCUCUCGUGCAGGUCGAGGACCUCACCCCGCUCACCGAGGCUGCCCCGGCACAUCCAGAUGCCAUGAACGUUCUGCGAUUCGCGUGGCUCAACUCGAUGACUACCAUCGACGACAGGAGGAAUCUCUCCGUCAAGAUAGACGAGACCCUCCAAAACCUGAUUUCUUCCUUCACAGGCACAGACGCCGUCACGCUGCUCGAUUUUCUCGGAGCGUUCCUUCGGCAGGCCGAUUCAACAAUACUACCAGAAAACCCAAAGUGGCUUGAGGCUGUCGCUGCUGCCAUCAGACGUCUCGUCACCAGCCGUCCAGCUCCUCAGGCACGCUCCGCUUACACAAACGCCUCGGCUGCGCUACUACAGGCGUAUCCCUCUAACGCACCCAAGCUCCUGUUCACCGACGACAAAAGCGAUGACAGGCCCUUUGCUUUCUUACUCAUCAACCUCAUGCUCAUCGACAUCCGCUCUUCCGCCCCAACUCUCCUAGAGAAGCUCAACACUCUAGACUAUCCGCAGACGUCGCGCCGGCUGGCCUCUGCCUUUGACGUCAUCUGCAUCUUUGUCGGUUACCUCGUCCAGGCCCUAGAAGAUGAUACUCUUGAGACAUUCGUCAUGUCUCCAGAUAGCCUACUCAAGUUGCGCAAGGGCAUAUCGGAAACCAUGUCCGUGGCGAUAGAAUACCUGCGCGACAGGUGGGACGCGUCCAUUGCCGGGGCCAUGUGUCUGCACCCUGAUGCCCGGGCCGGCACCGCAGCGACAUCGACGGGAACUCACUAUACGCUAACAUGGGACUCAUUAGCCGACACGGCGGAUGGCGAUCCCUUUAUUUUGUCAGCCGUCAGGGCUCUGGCGCUGUGGCUGCGCGAGGACGAGAACGAGCAGCUGAGAAUGGAAGCCACCGGGCUGAUCGACAUGCUCAUGGACCUCUACAAGGCCAGCACCGAGUCUGAGAAGCUCGACUUUAGAUCACCCGUCCUCGUCGCCCUGGAGGCUCUCGUCACGCUCGAUGAGGGGCGUGAGAUACUGCUCCGUCACAAUGGGUGGCAGAUCCUGGUGAAGGACUUGACGAAUACUCUGCAAGCUGCCAAAUCCAGAAGCUCGACAUACGAAGCCAACGCGGCAAGAGGGGUCGAGAUCGUUCGCAUCCUGCUCCAAAUUGCAGAGCAGGAAUCUAGCGGCACGGAAGAGGCAUGGAUGGAUCUCAUCACUGCGGUCGCCUCGUGGGAUGCGUCGGCCACUCAGGAGUUGCGGCCCAUUGAGCAGGAGUUUUCUGUGGCCGUGCUGCAACUAUGCUGCACUCUCGUGGAGAGUGCGAGCGUCGGGAUGAGGUCCAGAUACAAGCACUCCGUCAGCGCCAUCAAUGACAUUGCAGGCCAGGUGAAUAGCGGUCUUGGACCGCGGUCGGUCUUGCGUGAGGAGAUGGAGGACGUACUGUCGACGCUGCGGGAGCUGGACGGGCAAAUCUAACUCCAAGUGCCACAUUAAUGAUAAUGCCGCGAUGGGCCCAACAUGCUGCCGAUGCAUCAAC